AUGACGACGCGAAGAGCUUUAGUCGCAGUGAGGGAACUCGCGCGGAGACGCAUCCUCGCGGGAACGACGACGACCGCGAGGAGUAGCUUCAGUUUUGCUGCUCGCAGCUUUAGUUCUUUCACUUCUUCUUCUUCUUCUUCUUCGAAUGUCUCGCCGAGAGGAGCGAGAACGAUCGGGACGCACAACAACAUUAACAACAACAACAUGAACAACAACAUGAACAACAACAAACAACCGUUUCAUUCGACCUCAAUCGCGCAGUGGAAGAAUCACUCGAGAAACACGGAACGGUUGAAUCCACCGGAGAGAGGUCCCGAGGCUCCGAUGACUUCUUUUGAAGCCGGGAAAAAGCAGAAAGAUUGGGGCAAAGCCGGAGGCGGGAUGUCCCCUUUCACAAAGACGAGAGAGUUGAAAAAACGAAAGACGUACGAGAAGAGAGCAGGACACAUGAUGGAAACUUUAGAGAGAGAACGAAUUACUGAGAUGUUGAAUGAAAGGGAAGGGGUGAAGAUUAGCCCGUUUAGACCGGGAGAUGUGGUGCAGUUGACCAUGGAAGUUCCCGAAAAUCGAAGACGGACGCAAAGGUUUACGGGGAUAUGCAUAGCGAGGAAGAACCGAGGAUUGGGGAGUUCGUUUACGUUGAGAACGAUGCUUGGAAACGUCGGCGUAGAGAGAAUGUUUCCCUUGUAUUCGCCGAAUAUUAAGGAACUAGUAGUUGUUGAGCGUAAGAGAGUAAGAAGAGCGAAAUUGUAUUACUUGCGCGAUAGACCGGCGAGAUUCUCACGGGUGGGAUAA
Messenger RNA from Bathycoccus prasinos, 795 nucleotides. RefSeq names its product 50S ribosomal protein L19. Lineage: Eukaryota; Viridiplantae; Chlorophyta; Mamiellophyceae; Mamiellales; Bathycoccaceae. Gene Ontology annotation, biological process: translation. The record is from RefSeq and is a predicted model, not a curated record. The transcript has a single exon. Bases 1 to 795 code for a protein of 264 amino acids. Gene Ontology annotation, molecular function: structural constituent of ribosome. Gene Ontology annotation, cellular component: ribosome; mitochondrial large ribosomal subunit.